This is a messenger RNA of Sceloporus undulatus (fence lizard), 1140 nucleotides long. RefSeq names its product prolactin-releasing peptide receptor-like. The transcript has 3 exons. Gene Ontology annotation, molecular function: neuropeptide binding; neuropeptide Y receptor activity. The record is from RefSeq and is a predicted model, not a curated record. Gene Ontology annotation, biological process: G protein-coupled receptor signaling pathway. Gene Ontology annotation, cellular component: plasma membrane; neuron projection. The coding region runs from base 1 to 1140 and encodes 379 amino acids. Lineage: Eukaryota; Metazoa; Chordata; Lepidosauria; Squamata; Phrynosomatidae.
AUGGGCAUUCAGCACCACAAGGACAAAGCUAAUCAGCUACAGCUGAUGCUCAUAGGCACAAGGUCAGUCUGCUGCCUGCCUGCAGCAAAGCACAAAGAUGAACACGUGUCUUUAUGGACAGGAGGACACUUUACUGAUGUGGUGUUGGAGGGUUCCAGCAACGCCAGCAACCUCUUCCUGGGGCUUCAGCUGGUCCAGUUCUUCAAACCUCUCAUCAUCCCUUGCUACUCCCUUGUGGUUUUUGUUGGCAUCAUUGGGAAUUACCUCCUCAUCUAUGUUAUCUGCAAAACCAAAAAAAUGCACAAUGUCACCAACUUCCUUGUUGGGAACCUGGCAUUCUCAGACAUGCUUAUGUGUGCCACCUGUGUCCCCCUAACCCUGGCUUACGCCUUUGAGCCUAGAGGAUGGGUCUAUGGACGCUUCAUGUGCUACUUUGUAUUUCUAAUGCAACCAGUCACAGUGUUUGUCUCUGUUUUCACUCUGACUGUCAUUGCUGUGGACAGAUACCAUGCCAUGGUCUAUCCGCUCCAGGGAAGGCUCACUAUACCCAUCUGUGCCUAUAUUCUGGCUGCUAUUUGGUUGCUGAGCUACAUUCUAGCUGCCCCAGCCUUGGUCCGCACUUACCAUGCAGAAUUCCCAGAACUGGACUUUUCUAUCUGUGAAGAAUUUUGGUUCCACAGGAAGAAGGAUCGCUUAGCCUACGCCUAUAGUACCCUCAUCCUCACAUAUGUCUUGCCUUUAACAGUUAUCUCUGUGUCCUACCUGAGGAUCUCCAUCAAGCUGAAGAACCGCAUAGUCCCUGGGAAUGUCACCCAGAGCCAAUCUGAAUGUGUCCGAGCCAGAAGAAAGAGGACCUUUCGCUUGCUGGUGUUGGUAGUAGCAGCCUUCGGCAUUUGUUGGCUGCCUCUGCACAUCUUUAAUAUCAUAAAAGACAUAGAUAUUAAACUAAUCAACAAGCAGUACUUUAACCUCAUUCAACUCCUCUGCCACUGGUUUGCUAUGAUGUCUGCUUGUACUAAUGCCUUCCUAUAUGCUUGGCUACACAAUAGCUUCAGAGCAGAGCUGAAGAAAAUGUUUUACUGGCAGAGAAAAAAGACAGGACCAGCCCCCAAUUGUAUUGUGGCUAGUGUGGUGCUAUAA